Aspergillus wentii DTO 134E9 is the source of this 979-nucleotide messenger RNA. Its product is annotated as putative monosaccharide-P-dolichol utilization protein. The coding region runs from base 52 to 954 and encodes 300 amino acids. The record is from RefSeq and is a predicted model, not a curated record. Lineage: Eukaryota; Fungi; Ascomycota; Eurotiomycetes; Eurotiales; Aspergillaceae. The transcript is spliced from 2 exons.
CGCCAACACAGCACUUCGUCUCUGGUCGCUCCCCAGUCCAUCGCACUCACCAUGGACAUCCUUCAGAAAUCCGUCAUCCAGCCUCUCCAGCCGCUGCUGCGGCCCGUCGCGUCCUCUCUUCCCGAGCCCGUUCACGAUGUUAUUGUUUCGCUGAUCGGAUCGUCGUGCCAUAACGCCUUGGUCGUGGAUCUCGAUGUCACCAAGGAUUCUGCCUGUACUUCUCUCGCUAUCUCCAAGGCUCUGGGAGUGGCCAUCGUUGGCGCCAGUGCUAUCGUGAAGGUCCCCCAAAUCUUGAAGUUGAUCAGCUCUCGUUCUUCGGCCGGUGUGUCGUUUGUGUCGUACGCUCUGGAAACUGCCAGUCUGUUGAUCACACUCUCCUACGGCGUGCGCAACCAGUUCCCCUUCAGCACAUACGGAGAGUCGUCCUUGAUCGCUAUUCAGGAUGUGGUAGUGGGCGUUUUGGUUCUGAGCUUUGCCGGUCGACCAACUGCUGCCGCGGCUUUUGUUGCUGUUGUCGCUGCCAGUGUGUACACGUUGCUCUUCGACCAGACCUUGGUGGAUGCGCAGACCAUGGCAUACCUGCAGGCUGGUGCUGGAGCUUUGAGCCUGGCCAGCAAGGCACCCCAGAUCUACACUAUUUGGAGUGAGGGAGGCACCGGACAGUUGAGCGCAUUCGCGGUCUUUAACUACCUCGCCGGUUCUCUGUCCCGAAUCUUCACCACCUUGCAGGAGGUCGACGACAAGCUCAUCCUCUACAGCUUCGUUGCUGGGUUCAGUUUGAACGUGAUCCUGGCAGCACAGAUGCUGUACUACUGGAACAGCCCUGCGAAGCCCAAGCAGGCCAAACAGGUCGAGCGCACUUCCAGACCAGUGGAGAAGACACCUGUCGCAGAGAGCUCCGGUGUAUCUCCCAAGCCUUCUGGAAAGACACCCACCACCCGCCGACGGGGUUAGAUUACAUUUCUUGCCUAUCUUUUUC